GUUUCGGAUCAUGCUUCCGUGCAGUUUCGAAACACUUGCGCUUCGCGAUCUCGAUAUUGUGCAGGAACGUUAGUUUCACGUCAGCCAUCCCUAUUAGCGACUUUAUUUUGGUGUUACUGGAGAUGUUUGGAGACGCUUUUAUAAUGUUAAGGCAGAAAAGCACACUGCGCCCUUAAAAACUCUUGUUUGAAGGUCAAACAUCACACUGCAAAGAGCUUUCACUUUCGCAUUUAUUCGUUGUCCGGACAUCUGCUUCGUUUUUUUUUUCUUCAUUUUUUUAACUUUAGUAAACAAUGACUUUGAAAGUAACAAUGUUAACACUCACAAUGUUUGCAUACGUCGUGUCUGGUGUGUCUGGUCCAGAUAUAGGCAGAGAAUCUGUGUUUGUGAAGGAGGGAGAUCCAGUCACACUAAAAACUAAUCAUGAAGUAAGCCAGCAAGACAAAGUUAAAUGGUAUUUUAAUAACAUUCUUAUCACUCAAAUCCAAGGAGAUCUCAGUCAGAUCUGUACAGAUGUUCAGUGUUAUGAAAGUAAUGAGAAGUUCAGAGACCGACUAAAUUUGGAUCAUCAGACUGGAUCUCUGACCAUCAUGAACACCAGAAACACAGAUGCUGGCGAUUAUCGGCUACUGAUCAACAACAGGGACAAGAUUUUCAAUCUUGUGAUUACUCCAGGGGCUUUUGGUGUUGAUAGAGACAUGUCUGUGACGGAGGGAGAUGCAGUUACCCUACACACCGACGUGAAGAUAAAACAACAAGAUCGCGUUAAAUUCUUUUACAACAAGAUUCGCAUUGCUCAAAUCAGUAGAGAUUUUAUCUGUACUGAUGUUCGGUGUAAUAAAGGGACUGAGAGAUUCACAGACAGACUAAAGCUAGAAAAUCAGACUGGAUCUUUGACCAUCAUGAACAUCAACACUGCAGACUCUGGAGAUUAUAAACUUGAGAUCCUCAGUGGAAGCAGUAGCAGCGAGAAGAACUUUAAUAUUACUGUAAUUGGCGUUUCUGCUGCUAAACGAGAAGAAAAGAAGUCAGUGAUGGAGGGCACAUCUGUCACUUUAAGUGCCAGUGUAAUUAAAAAUCCAGAUGACGUGAUGACAUGGACUUUUAAUGACAUUCUCAUUGCUGAUAUCAUUGGAAAUCAGAGUCAUAUCUGCACUAAUGUUCGGUGUAAAGAGAGAUUCACAGACAGACUGGAGCUGGAUCAACAAACUGGAUCGCUGAUCAUCACUAACACCAAAAGUACAGACGCUGGUGAUUAUAAACUACAGAUCAUCUGUAGCAGAUUCAGGGUCCGUCGCCGUCGCAGCAUCAGUGUCAGCAGUGUUUGGAGCUUCAGUGUUUCUGUCAUUGAUUCAGGCCUGUCUGCUGGUGCUUUAGCAGGAAUUUUUGUUGCAGUAAUUUUUCUAUUAGGGUUUGCAGUUUUGGCUUUUGCUGUGAUUUUCAAACGCUACAAUGCCUUUACAGAAUUGGCACUGAAUGAAAACGGAUUGUAGAAGAUACUUCUAAUCAGACUGACGCUAUGGAUGGAUUCCAUAGAACAUGUUUUAACCUUCAACUGCAGUUAAUAACUCUAAUGAAGGGCUACUACAUGAGCAGCUAUGACAACUGGGCACAGGUUGUAUGUGUCUUUACUUGAAAAUAACUUCUAUAUGCAACUGAGCCAUGAGUUUUAAAGCAACAGUCAAUUGGAUGUGAAGUGUGUCCAGUCAGAUUCUGCAGAUGGGGUCAAGUAAUGAACAACUAUGCACUGGUAAAGCUACUGAAACGGAAAGCCUGUGUUCCAUGCAGAUCAGUUCUCAAAAAACAUAAUGACCUCGUCCCAAAAGACAGUCUGCAUGGACUGAAAGACUGGGCUGGAUGUGGACAUUGAUGAGUCCCUCCGCAAUGAUGGAGACCAUUGGGACAGAUGAAGUGUACUUAAGACUGACUGAAGGUGUUGUGCUUGAUUCACAUGGGGCUUCUCAGCGUCAACUCUUUCCAUUCACUUUGGAUGUGUGUCAUCAAGCAUUGCCAAACUGAAUUGUGGAUCUGAUGUGGCGCCGCUUGCUGCUGAAGUUAAGAACUGCCAAAGGAAGUGUUGACCAAUCAGAUCUGUUUAUGCAAAUAACCAAGCUCAAACAGUAGCCUAUUGCGGUCUAAUUUCAGAGACACCCUCUGUCAAGCGUUGACGCUGAUGCCCUGUGUGAAUGGACUGUUACUUGAGUUCUUUAGUACUACUCUUAUUUAUUUUUUUGAUACUUUUAUUUUAAAAAAGCAAAAAAAAAAAAAAAAGGAAAUUGUCUAUGAUUGUUUUGAUACUAAAGGUUCA
Danio aesculapii is the source of this 2308-nucleotide messenger RNA. RefSeq lists its product as uncharacterized. The transcript has 6 exons. Lineage: Eukaryota; Metazoa; Chordata; Actinopteri; Cypriniformes; Danionidae. The record is from RefSeq and is a predicted model, not a curated record. The coding region runs from base 294 to 1493 and encodes 399 amino acids.